Molecule: messenger RNA, 1630 nt
Organism: Bacillus rossius redtenbacheri
Lineage: Eukaryota; Metazoa; Arthropoda; Insecta; Phasmatodea; Bacillidae
Product: L-threonine dehydratase catabolic TdcB-like
Exons: 9
Coding region: 126-1496 (456 amino acids)
Biological process (GO): L-serine catabolic process; L-threonine catabolic process
Molecular function (GO): L-serine ammonia-lyase activity; threonine deaminase activity
Source: RefSeq, a predicted model, not a curated record
GCUCUUUGGUAUUAAUGUUUAUAAUAUCUAAACAUCCAUUGUCUUCGGCGUUUUUUUUUUUCAUUUAGCACAUACCAUUUUAGAAUUUAAAAUUCCGAAAUUUUUAGUCAACCUAAUAUCCAAAAAUGGAGCAGAAUAAAAAUAAUUCUGGCGCGAAAAGGGAGUGCUGCGAGCCCGAUCCCUUCUGCUUCCUCCCAGUCCCCGUGGCUGGCCCCAUGGAAGAGGUCCCUUCGCUACCAGAUGCUUGCGAUCCCGAAUAUCAGAAGCUGCAGCUCAAAGACAUCAAGGAUGCUUACGAGAGGAUCAGACCUGAAAUAGCCAAGACGCCAUGCUACCUGUCCAAACUGUGCUCGGAGCUGUGUAUGCAGCUGUACAUUAAGGACGAAACCAAGCAUUACACCGGAAGCUUCAAGGAGCGCGGCGCGCGCAACGCGCUGCUGAAGCUGGCGCCGCAGCACAAGAAGAACGGCGUGGUGACGGUGUCGGCGGGCAACCACGGGCUGGGGCUGAGCUACCACGGCCGCCACCUGUGCGUGCCGGUGACGGUGGUGAUGCCGCAGGACGCCGCCUGCAUCAAGGCGGAGCGCUGCAAGGCGCUGUGCGCCGAGGUGCAGCUCAGGAGCGGCGACAUGGGCGCCAUGAUGCGCUCCGUCGCCGAGGAGGCCAAGCAGAGCGGCCGCGCCUUCAUCAGCGCGUACGACCACAUCGACGUGAUGGCGGGCCAGGGCACCAUCGGCAUGGAGAUCCUGGAGGACGUGCCUGACGUGGACGCCAUCCUGGUGCCCAUCGGCGGCGGAGGGCUCAUCGCCGGCAUCGCGACGGUCGUCAAGAAGCUGCGCCCCUGCUGCGAGAUCAUCGGCGUGGAGAGCGUCAAGUGCCCCAGCUUCCACAAUGCGCUGGUGGCGUGCAAGCCCACCUUCGUGCCCUGCUCCAAGACGCUGACGGACGGCAUGGUGGUGCCCUGCGUGGGCCACAACGCCUUCUACAACGCCAGAAGGAAGAUCUCCAGGCUGGUUCUGGUCGACGAGGAGAUGGUGGAGCGUGCCAUGCUGUGUCUCGUCGAGCGAGAGAAGGUUGUCGCCGAGGGCAGUGGGGCGGCCGCCCUCGCUGUCCUCGUGGCCGGCCAGCUGCCCGACCUCAUGAAGAAGCGCGUGGUGGUGAUCCUUUCGGGCGGCAACAUCGACUCGCUGGUGCUGAGCUGCGCGCUGCGGCGGGCCCUCAUGCACGAGGGCCUGCUGGUGCGGUUCGAGGUGCGGCUGGACAACAAAACGUGCGCCACGGCCCGCCUGCUGCAGGUCAUCGCCGAGACGGGCGCCAACGUGCGCGACAUCCGGUUGGAGCGCUGCGGCCACCAGGACGUGGACGUGUUCAGCGUGCUGGUGUCCGUGGUGUGUGAGACGUGCACGUGGAAGCAGUCCGAGGACCUCAUGGACCGGCUGGAGCAGACAUACCCUGAAGUGCGCUUCGAGCGGGACCCCAACACAAGAGAAUGCUAGAACCACAGUUGUCAGUGGCAAACAAGCGGAUGUUUUCAGUUUUCAAAUUUUAGUCCAAAUCACUUUGAUUUUUAUUCAAAACAUAUGACGAUCACUUAUACUUUCUUCAAGUAAAUAUACAUAUUUUUAAUGAA